AGUGGCUCAAAGGAUGUACAGAUUCGGUGCCUAAGCAAGGUUUUCCUCCCACCUUUUCACGCGCGCGCGUGCGUGCCGUGUGCUGGGUGAGGCAAUGGGUAAUUGCGAGUCCUUCUUCUUCGGACCGGAGCCGGAUGUCGUGAACGGUGCGAAUGGACAGAUAACAAAGGGCAAGCGGGUGCAGACCCAGUACACCAUCGCAGAGGGCGGGGACGGGCGCUGGUACUGCGGCACCGUGGCGAGGCUCUACACCAACAAUCGCUGCAAGAUUAAGUACGAUGAUGGUGACACCUGGACCGGCAACGCCAUGGAAGUCUAUUCUCUGGACGGCCCGCCUCCGGGGGGUGCGGGCGUCCCCAUGGGCAUGCCCGUGGCACCUCCGGUGGUGCAAGCUAUGGUCGUCAAGACUGCCGUGCAGCUGCCGCCGAUGCCCCCCAGUCAGCCAGCAGACAGCCCAGAGACGACCUGUCCAGUGUGCCAAUCCAACAAGAUGGACAUGGUCCUGCAAUGCGGGCACCGGCUCUGUGGCAACUGCACCAAGGACAUCGUGGGGCGGAAUUGCCAAUGCCCGGUAUGCCGGGUGGAGAUCACGCAGGUGAUCCGUGUCUACAACUGAGCGCAAGCAAGCACACGAGUGCUUCGAAGCUGGAGAGACGAAUAAUUGGAGAACAAAACCACCACAAAGCAUGGGCGACCUGUUACGUUACCUGACA
Messenger RNA from Effrenium voratum, 713 nucleotides. Lineage: Eukaryota; Dinophyceae; Suessiales; Symbiodiniaceae. The record is from the annotation of a GenBank genome assembly.